CUCAUCGAAGCUCCUCCUCUCUCUCUUACAUAUCACUUCACAUCAACCAAACCUACUCCUGUCUCUCUCUCUCUCUCCCUCUCCCUCUCUCGCUCUAUCUCUCAGGAAAAAUUAGAAAACUUGUGAGAAUGGCGGCAACAGCAGCAUCAAGCUUGCAAAUUGCUACAAGAAGGCCGAGCAUUGCUUCGCCUUGUCAUGUUCUUAAAGCCGGGACUUACAUUGUCGGUGCCAAUCCUGGAAACGCGUCGUGGGAUAAACUUAGCUGCACUCGCCAUUUAUCGAACCUUGGAUGUUUGAGAAGCCACAGUGCUGUUGUUGUUCCAACUUCUAAAAGACCCUUUUGUUUUUCCACAAAGGCCAUGUCUGAGUCCAGUGACAAUAAGGCUCCUGCUGGUCUUCCUAUUGAUUUGAGAGGGAAAAGAGCUUUCAUUGCUGGUAUAGCUGAUGAUAAUGGAUACGGUUGGGCCAUAGCGAAAUCUCUUGCUGCUGCUGGAGCUGAAAUAUUGGUUGGGACAUGGGUUCCUGCACUUAAUAUUUUUGAGACAAGCUUGAGACGUGGAAAGUUCGACCAGUCACGAGUGUUGCCAGAUGGGUCUCUGAUGGAGAUUAAAAAGGUUUAUGCUUUGGAUGCUGUCUUUGACAAUCCUGAAGAUGUUCCUGAAGAUGUGAAAACGAAUAAGCGAUAUGCAGGAUCAUCUAACUGGACCGUACAGGAAGCUGCUGAAUGUGUGAAAAACGAUUUUGGAAGCAUCGACAUUCUUGUGCAUUCCCUUGCAAAUGGGCCAGAGGUUAGCAAACCUCUUCUGGAGACAUCAAGGAAAGGCUAUCUCGCUGCUAUCUCUGCUUCAAGUUACUCCUUUGUUUCCUUGCUGAGGCAUUUUCUGCCAAUCAUGAACCCAGGAGGUGCUUCGAUAUCUCUUACUUACAUUGCCUCUGAAAGGAUCAUUCCUGGGUAUGGUGGAGGUAUGAGUUCUGCGAAAGCCGCACUAGAGAGUGACACACGAGUGCUUGCAUAUGAAGCUGGAAGGAAACAAAACGUUAGAGUCAACACUAUCUCUGCGGGUCCUUUGGGAAGCCGAGCAGCAAAAGCAAUCGGGUUCAUAGACACCAUGAUCGAGUACUCCUACAAUAAUGGACCUAUACAGAAAACACUGACAGCAGAUGAAGUCGGGAAUGCAGCAGCGUUCUUGGCGUCACCACUGGCCUCUGCAAUUACAGGUGCAACCAUCUAUGUGGACAAUGGUUUGAAUGCAAUGGGAGUUGCACUGGACAGUCCUGUUUUUAAAGACCUCAACAGCAAGAAUUAGUGUCUUGACUCUUGAUAAGACGACUGAACUCGACAAAUUCUAUUCCAUGAGCUUGCUUGUUUGUCUUUAUGAGUAGUAUGUACGGCAUAGUAUUUUGAAUAUGGCAUCCAAUUUCCUGAUAAAAAUUUGACUAUUUUUAUUAGAUUCA
Molecule: messenger RNA, 1455 nt
Organism: Capsella rubella
Lineage: Eukaryota; Viridiplantae; Streptophyta; Magnoliopsida; Brassicales; Brassicaceae
Product: enoyl-[acyl-carrier-protein] reductase [NADH], chloroplastic
Exons: 13
Coding region: 129-1307 (392 amino acids)
Biological process (GO): fatty acid biosynthetic process
Molecular function (GO): enoyl-[acyl-carrier-protein] reductase (NADH) activity
Source: RefSeq, a predicted model, not a curated record